UUCAACUCAACACUUUACUUGUAAUUUGGUUCGUUCGUUGUUUCUAGAUGUUUGGGCCUAGGCUUUGGUGAAUGUAAGCUAACUAGACGCCACCCUUGGAAUUUUCCAGAAGGAUUUGUAACGGAGAAAGAAAGCACGCUCUCCCCUCCUCCUUGCUACUGCACUGCAUUGCUUGACAAAGAGUAUAGCAUCAAUGGCUUUGUAUGCAGCAAGACGCACAAUUGCAUCACCAAUAUCUCGCGCUUUAUUUUCCAUCUUCAAAUCCAACAACACUUUCCCUUUACCCAUUCCACGCCAUUUCACAUCCACCAACAAAACCAUCGACACCAAAAUAAACUUCUCUCUCUCCGACUCCGAUUCCGACGACGAAAACACCCCCACAACAACAAAACCCACCGAAAUUAGCAAAAACCUACCACCCCCUUACGACCCAUUCAGCAAAAAACCAGCAAUAGAAGAACCUGAAGACCCAAAAGACUUGCAACAAAUCUUCCACAAAAUGCGAACCGGUGACGGGCUAUUCAACCACGCAGUCAAGAUGUUCGACGCUUUGUCUCAACAAGGUUUAACUCACGAAGCAUUGGAGCUUUUCGGUCAGAUCAAAGACAAAAACCAAAUGCCCGACGUGGUGGCCAACACCGCUAUCAUUGAAGCUUAUGCCAAUGCUGGUCAACCAAAAGAAGCUCUUAAAGCUUACAUGCGUAUGCUUGCUUCUGGGGUUUGUCCUAAUGCUUAUACCUACACUGUUAUUAUUAAGGGACUUGCUUCUGAUGCUAAGUUUUUGAAGGAUGCGAAGAAGUAUUUGUUGGAGAUGAUGGAGAAAGGGAUGAGACCUAAUGCUGAGACUUAUGGUGCAGUGUUUGAGGGAUUGGUUACGGAGGAGAAGAUCGAUGAGGCAGAGAAGUUGCUCGAGGAAAUGAAGGGUAAGGGGUUUGUUCCUGAUGAGAACGCUGUUAGGGAGGUUCUUAGCAACAAAAGAGGACCUGUUUUUAGAACUGUCAUUAACAUUCUCUUUGGCAAAUAAUACCAAGUGAUUCUCUGUAGUGUGCGACUGGCUUCAUGAAAUGUGCGUAUAUUGUUUAUGUUCUUGUUUCAUGAAAAGUUUUAUCACUCUCACUACAGUCAUCUUUCAGCUUUUGCAUUAGCCUUUGAAAUGUGUGAGAAACUACAAUUUGUAGCUUUGGUUCAAAUACACCAUAGGAAUUACGAAGGGUCUCACUGUGAUACCUACAACUAUAGUUUCAAGUGUACUUUUAAAUUAAUUUAGUCUUAACAUGAAUAAGUGCCGUGAAAAUAAGGUAAUAGUGAGAUGUAUAGUUUGUUAGAUUUAUAAAGGCUUUCAUUCUUUCGGGAA
Medicago truncatula (barrel medic) is the source of this 1354-nucleotide messenger RNA. Its product is annotated as pentatricopeptide repeat-containing protein At4g38150. Gene Ontology annotation, molecular function: protein binding; mRNA binding. Lineage: Eukaryota; Viridiplantae; Streptophyta; Magnoliopsida; Fabales; Fabaceae. Bases 194 to 1024 code for a protein of 276 amino acids. The record is from RefSeq and is a predicted model, not a curated record. The transcript has a single exon.